Molecule: messenger RNA, 1203 nt
Organism: Brachypodium distachyon (stiff brome)
Lineage: Eukaryota; Viridiplantae; Streptophyta; Magnoliopsida; Poales; Poaceae
Product: cytochrome c oxidase assembly protein COX11, mitochondrial
Exons: 6
Coding region: 132-833 (233 amino acids)
Cellular component (GO): mitochondrial inner membrane
Molecular function (GO): copper ion binding
Source: RefSeq, a predicted model, not a curated record
UUGCAAUUUGCGAGUUCUGCUGGCUGCUGCUACAGCCGAACACCAGCUGAACAACGAAUCGCGGCGGCGGCGGCACCUCUCUCUAAGGAACCCGGCGUCGCCUCUCGCUGCCUCCGGCGUCGAGCGACGCGAUGCCUCCGCUUCCCAGGCUCCUCCACCGCCACCUCGUCCUCCCGCUCGCCCGCCGCCACUCCCCGUGCCAUCCGUGGCCGCCCGCGGCCCACGCCUUUCUCAGCCGCGGGGUUGCCUCUUCCUCCUCCGCCGCCGCCGCCGCGGCGGGCCGGGAGAAGAGUUCCAGGAGGACCCUGGGGUACCUCCUCGGCGUCGCAGCCGCUAUGGUCGGCGCCUCCUACGCCGCCGUCCCGCUCUACCGCCGGUUCUGCCAGGCUACCGGAUACGGCGGCACCGUCCAGCGACGCGAGAGUGUAGAGGAGAAGAUCUCACGGCAUGCUCGAGAUGGAACCACGCCAUCAAGAGAGAUAAUUAUCCAAUUUAAUGCUGAUGUUGCUGAUGGAAUGCCUUGGAAGUUCAUCCCUACACAGAGAGAGGUGAAGGUUAAACCUGGUGAAAGUGCUCUUGCAUUUUAUACUGCUGAAAAUCGCAGUUCGGCUCCAAUUACUGGUGUGUCCACAUAUAAUGUUGCACCAAUGAAGGCUGCGAUUUACUUCAAUAAGAUACAAUGUUUCUGCUUUGAGGAGCAAACACUUCUUCCAGGGGAGCAGAUUGACAUGCCGGUAUUCUUCUACAUUGAUCCUGAGUUUGAGACAGACCCCAAAAUGGAUGGGGUGAACAAUAUUGUUCUUUCCUACACAUUCUUUAAGGUGAAAGAGUAGAAAUUUUGUUAAUUGAUCUGUAACAUUAUGCUUCAAAUUUCCUUCUCAUGUAACACCAAGAGUAAGAGGUCAAGUAGUUCAUGAGGUUUGUGGAAAUUUUUGCAAAUAAUCUGGAGAUUCUUCGAUCGCAAUCAAAGAAGAAAAAACAAAAUCUUGGUUCGAUCUUAAGAAACAUGGCAGAAUGUAGUGAUGGGAUCUAAGACUCAAGAAACAGGUACGUGUGCCAUGUGUGUCUGUACUAAACGAUUGAAGUGUUCUUUUUUAGAGGAAGUGUUUGUUCUCUUAACCGGACAAAUGAAGUGGUAACGCCUAACAAGGCAAUAUGUUAGCCAACUGCAAAAGGAAAACAAGGUCCAUUGGUAAAUUUCUC